Messenger RNA from Triticum turgidum subsp. durum (durum wheat), 1476 nucleotides. Lineage: Eukaryota; Viridiplantae; Streptophyta; Magnoliopsida; Poales; Poaceae. The record is from the annotation of a GenBank genome assembly.
AUGGAUGAAAGGAGGACGAUUUUGAUGGACCGUUAUGAAAUCGGGAGGCACUUAGGGCAAGGGAACUUUGCCAAGGUAUAUUAUGGUCGGAAUCUUGCAACUGGGCAGGCUGUUGCGAUAAAGAUGAUCGAUAAGGAGAAGGUUUCGAGGAUUGGCCUAAUUGUGCAGAUAAAGAGGGAGAUCUCAAUAAUGGGAUUGGUAAGGCAUCCCAACGUGUUGAAGCUUUUCGAGGUAAUGGCUAGCAAGAGCAAGAUUUACUUUGUUUUGGAAUAUGCCAAAGGCGGCGAGCUUUUCAACAAAAUAACCAAGGGAAAGUUAAGCGAGGAUGCUGCGAGGAGAUACUUCCAUCAGCUCAUCAGUGCCGUGGACUACUGCCAUAGCCGAGGUGUUUAUCAUCGCGACUUGAAGCCGGAGAACCUACUCCUGGAUGAGAAUGAAAACCUUAAAGUCUCUGAUUUCGGGCUAAGUGCCCUGGCCGAGUCCACGAGACAAGAUGGCCUCCUCCAUACCACCUGUGGAACUCCAGCUUAUGUUGCCCCUGAAGUGCUUAGCAGGAGAGGCUAUGACGGUGCGAAGGCUGACAUAUGGUCCUGUGGAGUAAUUCUAUUUGUGCUGGUGGCUGGUUUCCUUCCUUUCCACGACACAAAUCUUAUAGAGAUGUAUAGGAAGAUCUCCAGGGCUGAAUAUAGAUGCCCUCGCCCUUUUUCUGUUGAGCUAAAGGAUCUACUGUAUAAGAUUCUUGAUCCAGACCCAAGCACUAGGGCUUCUGUUUCAAGGAUAAAGAGAAGCGCUUGGUACAGGAAACCCGUUGAUGUAAAUGGACUGAAGAUUAAACAAGAAACAAGAGAUAAGGUUCAGAAAGGUGAACCCACAACCUCUGAAUCAACAGAAGGCAUCAAUGCAAAGGUUAACCAAGAAGCGUCAUCAAGCCUCACAAACUUGAAUGCCUUUGACAUAAUUUCUCUCUCAACUGGGUUUGACCUAUCCAAUUUGUUCGAGGAGAAGUAUGGCCGGAGGGAGGUCAGAUUUACCACUAGGCAGCCAGCAGAGGCUAUAUUUGCCAAGCUGAAUGAAGUGGCCAAGAAAUUGAAGCUCAAAAUCAAGAAGAAAGAAAACGGUGUCUUGAAAUUGGCAGCACCAAAGGAAGGAAUGAAGGGCAUUCUUGAGUUUGAUGCAGAGGUUUUUGAGUUUGCGCCUUCUUUGCAUUUAGUUGAAUUAAAGAAAACCAAUGGAGACACUAUAGAGUAUAAACAACUGAUGAAAGAUGAGAUAAGGCCCGCACUUAAGGAUGUGGUUUGGGCGUGGCAAGGCGAGUCGCACCCGCUCCCUGAGAAAUUUAUCCGAGGAGAGCAGCAGCAGUCACCUUUGCCAUCACUGCAGCAGCAAUCACCUUUGUCAUCGCAGCAGCAGCAAUCACCUUUGCCAUUGCAGCAGCACCAGCAAUCACCUUUGCCAUCGCAGCAGCCACAGGAGUAA